Molecule: messenger RNA, 2837 nt
Organism: Colossoma macropomum (tambaqui)
Lineage: Eukaryota; Metazoa; Chordata; Actinopteri; Characiformes; Serrasalmidae
Gene: amz2
Product: archaemetzincin-2
Exons: 7
Coding region: 397-1455 (352 amino acids)
Biological process (GO): proteolysis
Molecular function (GO): metallopeptidase activity
Source: RefSeq, a predicted model, not a curated record
UUUGAAAAAUGAUCACAGGCAGCCAUAAAAUGACUGAGCUCCGCGUUGUUAGUAAACAGUAGUGUGGACUGUCAGGCCUAGGGACGGGUCUGAGCUCCCGAAGGAUCCCGCUGUUCGGACUGAUCUGUGCGCGGCCGUGUUUAACCUCACAGCCCCUGAACGUCCUGACGAACGUAAAGGAAGCCUCUGAACUCUUCAGUGUCUGCAGACUUUAUAUAAUACAUUUAACGUUAAUUGUGCAAGUUUUUUGUUUGCUUGCUUGCUUCUCCUGCUAACUAAGUUACGGCUGCCCGAAAAAAUCCAGUUUCACUUUCUAAAUAUAAAACCCCUCAAACGAGCUUCCAUAAAUCACAUUUAUGAUGAACCCGGAUCUUGAAGAUCUCCACUGUUGGUAAGAUGCAGGUGAUUGAGCAUCCUGUGGAGAAACUGCGCUCAGCUCUCCGCUCCACUCGAAAGGACCUGAUCCAGACCUAUGAGCAGUACAGCCGAGAGGAAAAGAGGUUGCUGGAAGAGGGUCUCCUUCCUGGCAGUCCACUGUUCAGUCCCAUCACCAUUCACUCUGAUUCAGACUGGAUUCCUUCACACCCUGAAGCACCUCAGGAUUUUCUGAGCUUCUACAGCAACCCGUACCGCAGCACACCUAACAAUGGCCAUAAGACCAUCUACAUACAGACUAUUGGCUCUUUCGGUGAAGGAGCUGGGAUCACUGAGCAGUAUGUGGAGUGGCUGAGAGGAUACUGUCAGGCGUUCUACUACGGCUUGGUGGUUAAGCUUCUACCACCAGUAACAAUCGCGUCCACAGGCUGUACCUUCCGUGUCAACAGCAAUACACAUAACCUUCAGCUUCAUGCUGGAGAACUGCUGAAUUUUCUGAAAAAGAAGAAGCCAAAAGAUGCAUUUUGCAUUGUGGGGAUCACGAUGAUUGAUCUGUACCCAAAAGACUCCUGGAAUUUUGUUUUUGGCCAAGCAUCUCUCACUGAAGGAAUGGGAGUUUUCAGCUUUGCCCGGUAUGACGAUGACUUUUACACAAGAAAUUAUGCAGGACGGCUGAAGAAGGCGAUAAAGCUGAAGCCAGGAGACUAUAGCAUAUUCCAGGGCUAUUAUACACCUCCAAUCACCAGCACCCUGCUCUUCCGCUCAUGUAAGACCCUGACACAUGAGAUUGGACACAUAUUUGGUGUCAAGCACUGUCUUUGGCUCCAGUGUGUUAUGCAAGGCUCCAACCAUUUAGAAGAAUCAGACCGUCGGCCACCGGACAUCUGCCCCAUCUGCCUGAGGAAGCUACAGUCUGCCAUUGGCUUUAAGAUAGCCGACAGGUACAAGGCUUUACUACACUGGAUAGAGGAUGGAGUGAGCAGUUCUGGACAACACUUGUGCAAACCCACUCAAGCUUUCCAAAGCUUCAGGGAAUGGUUAUGUAAGUGUCUGAGCAUACUGGAAGAUGAAAUAUUUUAAUUAUGUUAUAGUCUCAUGAGGGUGAUAAGUGGAAAGAUAUUUGAUGUAUGGUGGAUCUGGUUUAUCUAGAUCAAACAAAGAAGCUUUAUUUGCCUUUUUUUGCACCUUGAAUGUAUGUAAGUUAACUAAUUGAAAGUUCAAUACAAAAUACAUUAUUGUAAAAUUAUGAUGAAAUACAGUAUUUCAAAAGAUUUUGCUCAGAUUACUUUAUUUCAGGUCAAAAAAUAAAAGGGUUUGUGUGGAAUAAUUAUGUACAUUAUGUUGCUCUUCCAGACAUGCAAAACAUUUUGCAAAAUCAUCCUUUGGGAACAUGUUCCAAAUAUACAAAAUUCAAGUCUUAUAAUAGUGCUCAGUCUAUAACAGUAUGCUGCAAAAUGGGAAUUACCCUUUGAGAAUUAACCUUCAAAUGUAGACAUUUUCACAUCCUUGGCACAGUAAUUAUAAAAGGCGUUAACUCAGACUGACCGUUCCAUUCUCAUGCUCACAUUGAUAUAGUUCUAUUAAAGGUCUAUUAAAGGUUGUGUUCACAUUCUGUAGCUUUAUAUCUGAAUAGAUCUUCACAUUAAAGUAGAUCGGCUCAUAGACAGUGGAGGAACAGUCACAUGGCUGUUCUCCCCAGGCAGCACUCUUUGCAUAACAUGAGCAGUCUAAGAUUGAGAGUUUCUUAAGUGGUGUGUCCUGUAGUUUAACAGUGAUGUGAAAGCAUUUACCUCGUUUUGACACAUAGUGACAAAGUCUUAGGAUUGAUAAAUAUAUGUCAGUGUCAUGAGAAAAAAACAUAAUUGGUCCCAAAAUGUGAAUAUAAAGUUAAUGCAGCAGUAACUAUGCAGUAGACGGUCGGUGUGCAAAAUUCAGCAGAAACAAUUUAAAUAAAAUUGCUAAAUAAUUCACUCUUAAAGUGUGUUUAUUUAAAAAAAUUAAAUGACUAAAAUAUCUACAGCACUCUGUGUUUUUGUACCAUGUACUAUUGCCUUUUAUCUCAAUUCACUGCAAUGCCUAAGUAAUGAAAUACAGUGAGUGGUCAUUAAGGGAAGCCUAAUACUGUACCUAACAUCCUCAAUAAGUUAUGUUAUGAUAACUGUAUCUUAUGGUAUCACAGUUCUACUACAAUCAAUCAUUAGUCAAUUUUUGCUUUUGCUUGAUGGUGAUCUCUUAUUCUUUGUAUGCUGUCAGCCUUGAUCACCUUCUGCUUUCUCUUCUGUUUCUAAAUAUUUAUUUAAUUAAUUAUCUUAUUAAUUUUGUUGAUUAAUUUUCACAUGUAUAGAGGCAUUGGGAGAGUCGCUUAUCUUGUGUGUUAUCUUGUUUAUUUGCUCUCUGAAAUGUGUGCACAAUGCCCAGUUAUCCCCUAGCUGGUGUGAAAUAAUAAACAUUGUAGAUUUUAA